AAUAUAAAUUAAAAAAAAUAACAUUCUAUAAGCAUUCGGCUUUUGAAUUCUACUAUAGGAUGCUUAGAAAAAUAGACUUGAAUUGAAACGUUAUUCUUAUUCAAAUAUGGAGUCUAGUAUCGUGAAAAGUGUCGAAGUCAAACUUUUGCCAGAAAAGACAGAAGAAAUCCACAUAAAAGCAUUCAAAAGAAGAUGGUUCAUAUUACUGGUAUAUAUGUAUUAUUCAUGUUUUGCGUCUCUGGGAUGGAUUGAAUAUAGUAUUAUAACCAAUAUUGUAGUAAAAUACUACAAUGUCAGCACAUUAGCGGUUGACUGGACUUCAAUCGUUUACAUGACUACCUUCUCACUUCUUAUCAUUCCAGCUUCCUUGGUUAUGGAGAAACAGGGAUUACGAACUACUGGUCUUAUUGGUUGCAUAGGAACUUUCAUAGGAACAAGCAUUAAAGUAUUUUCAAUCAGACACGACCUAUUUUGGAUAGUUCUUCUUGGCCAAAUAAUAAUGUCAAUCGCGCAAGUUUUCAUUGUUGUUCUUCCCCCAAAACUCGCAUCAGUGUGGUUUAAAUCAAGUGAGAUAUCUACUGCAUGUGCUUUGGGCUUGUUUGGGGGAAUCUCUGGAAAUGCUUUAGGAUAUAUUUUACCAACAAUGGUUGUUCAUGACAGUGAAAAUAUGGAGGAUAUAGCAUCGGGUUUGAAACGAUUGUGUUGGAUACUCACAGUAUUGAUGGUUCCUGUUACGAUUGUUGUUAUAUUUUAUUUUCCUGAACAACCUCCUCUUCCACCAAGUGCAACUGAAGCUAGUAAACGAAGGGAACAGGAAAAACUCGAUUCGAUCGAUUUCUCUCAUUCCAUGAAGAGUAUGUUACGAAAUAAAGGAUUCUUGAUCCACAUGUUGGCAUUUAGUAUGAAUAUGGGCGUUUCUACAGCAGUAGGCACACUGCUGAAUCAGUUUAUUCUUCAAUAUUUUGAG
Messenger RNA from Leptinotarsa decemlineata (Colorado potato beetle), 967 nucleotides. Its product is annotated as choline/ethanolamine transporter flvcr2a. Gene Ontology annotation, biological process: transmembrane transport; heme export. Gene Ontology annotation, molecular function: heme binding; heme transmembrane transporter activity. Gene Ontology annotation, cellular component: membrane. The record is from RefSeq and is a predicted model, not a curated record. Lineage: Eukaryota; Metazoa; Arthropoda; Insecta; Coleoptera; Chrysomelidae.